AUGGAAUGGGACGGACAGAACUUGGUGACAGAGGACGUGACAGUCGUCGAGGGAGAAGUGGCCACCAUCAGCUGCAGAGUCAAAAACAGUGACGACUCCGUGAUUCAGCUCUUGAAUCCCAACAGGCAAACUAUUUAUUUCAGAGACUUCAGACCCUUGAAGGACAGCAGGUUUCAGUUAGUGAAUUUCUCUAGCAGUGAGCUCAGAGUGUCCCUGACCAACGUCUCCAUUUCGGAUGAGGGAAGAUACUUCUGCCAGCUCUACACGGACCCUCCCCAAGAGUACUACAUGACCAUUACGGUGCUGGUCCCGCCACGUAACCUGAGGAUUGAAUCCCAGAAGGACACUGCGGUGGAAGGAGAGGAGAUUGAGCUCAAUUGCACGUCCAUGGCCAGCCGGCCAGCCACGAUGAUCAAAUGGUUCAAAGGCAGCAAGGAGCUCUUUGGCAAAACAGAAGUGGAGCAGUGGUCAGACAUGUACACGGUGACCAGCCAGCUCUUACUGAAGGUCAAGCGGGAGGAUGAUGGGGUCCCAGUUGUCUGUCAGGUAGACCAUCCUGCCAUUAAAGACUUGCAGACCAAGUACUACCUUGAUGUAAUGUAUAAGCCUGAAGUGCAAGUUUUGCAGAAUUCUCCUCCGCAGCCGCUCACAAGGGAAGGAGACCUUCUCGAACUCCUCUGCCAAGUCAAAGGGAAACCAGAGCCUGUUGAUGUGACGUGGUUAAGAGUCGACGAUGAGAUGCCCCAGCACGUUUUGGUGUCGGGGUCAAACCUCCACAUUGACAGCCUAAACAAAAGCGAUAACGGCACAUACCGUUGUGAGGCUUCCAACCAAGUGGGGACGGCCUAUUCUGAUUACACGCUUUAUGUAUACGAUCUUCCCACAACUCUCCCUCCUCCCACCACCACACUUCCCACCACCAUCAUCAUCACCACCACCACCAACAUCGCCACAGACACAACGGCGGCGACAGAACCGGCAGUUCACGGCUUUACUCAGUUGCCCAAUACUGCCGAAGAGCUGGACUAUGGGGAUCUCUCAGAUUCUCGAGCAGGAGAAGAGAGCGCCAUCACGGCGGUGGACCAUGCGGUGAUCGGCGGAGUGGUGGCCGUGGUGGUCUUUGCUAUGCUCUGUCUCCUGAUCAUCCUGGGGCGGUACUUUGCAAGACACAAAGGUACAUACUUCACUCACGAAGCCAAAGGAGCUGACGACGCAGCCGAUGCCGACACUGCCAUCAUCAACGCCGAGGGGGGACAGAACAAUUCCGAAGAGAAGAAGGAGUACUUCAUUUAGAGCCCCCUUGUUCCAGGAGGCGCCCAACGGCCGGGCUGAGGGAGGCCCAGCCCUUCCUAGAAGAUAAAGACAAUGAUGUUGGAAGUUGCUACCAGCUUACAGCUUUUUUAAUUUGUCUCUUUCGUGUGUCUUUCUUUUUCUUUCUUUCUUUCUUUUUUCUUUUUUCUUUUUUUUUUCUUUUUCUUUCUUUUUAUUUUCUACAUUUAUGGCUGGCAAAAUGUGUGGGAGUUGAGGAGUCCCAACGUUUAAAAAAAAAAAAGGUGUUCUUUGUAAAGUACACUCUGCUGUGUGACACUUCUGUAUCAUUGGGUUGUUAAUUCUAUGGCCAAGAUCAGCUUGGAUUUAGUUUAGUUCCAUCAUUUACAGAAAAUUCUGUGCCUUGUUUUAUUUUUUAUUUCAUUGGAGGGAGGGGAGGAGGGAGGGGGA
Notechis scutatus (mainland tiger snake) is the source of this 1719-nucleotide messenger RNA. NCBI's taxonomy places the organism in Eukaryota, Metazoa, Chordata, Lepidosauria, Squamata, Elapidae. The record is from RefSeq and is a predicted model, not a curated record.